Messenger RNA from Ylistrum balloti, 810 nucleotides. Its product is annotated as sushi, nidogen and EGF-like domain-containing protein 1. Bases 1 to 810 code for a protein of 269 amino acids. The transcript has 4 exons. Lineage: Eukaryota; Metazoa; Mollusca; Bivalvia; Pectinida; Pectinidae. The record is from RefSeq and is a predicted model, not a curated record. Gene Ontology annotation, biological process: cell-matrix adhesion.
AUGGACGUUUUUGUAGUCCUGCUGACUGUCUGCCUUAGUGGUGUGGUCAGUUUAACCUUGGAUGACCUUUACCCUUACAAUGUAACAUCAGAUGACCAACUACUACAUCGAAAUGAUGACGGCAGUUCUUCCGAAAUCCUGUUUUCGUUUCCGUUUUACAACAACAGUCGGUCUUCAGCAUUCGUGAACACUAAUGGUGAUAUAACAUUUGGUAAUUCGUUAAGUCAGUAUCGUCCAUCUGCUUUCCCACUGCCUGGUAACUACGUGAUGGUUGCCGUCUUCUGGACUGAUAUUAUUACAUAUACCGUCGGAGAAAUCUGGUACAAACUAAGUUCAAACCAAGAUCUCCUGGACCGAGCAACAUCGGACGUACGAUCAGCAUUUACAGAUCAAACUGAUUUUAGUUCGUCCUUGGUAUUUGUUGUUACCUGGAAUGAAGUACCGUAUUACGGAGCGUCAGGAGAUAACCUACUCCUGAGAAACACUUUCCAAAUUGUACUUACCACUGACGGCACUAAAUCAUUUGUGAUGUUCCAUUACUACAGACUAGACUGGGCGAAUGGUGCUUUGGUUGGGUUUAACGCUGGGGAUGGAGUCAACAGUUACACCGUUAAUGGUUCCAUGUCUGAUGAUAUCGUCAACCUAGUUAACAGAUCUAAUACAGGUGUUCCUGGCAAGUUCCUCUUCCGCGUUGACGGAGUCGAAAUACAACCGGCUGGUCAAAAUAUCACUAGUAGGUAUCGCCACAAGAUCUUCAAAUGGGAUAUCUGUUGUAGAAAAUCUGUAAAACGAGUUAAUCGAUGGAAGUGA